GCUUUCCCCUCCGCCUUGUUCAUACUUUCAUUCACCUUUAUCUAUUCAUCUUUCACCAUGUCUCAGAAUCCUCGGGAGCAGUGGGAGAGACUCCAGCUCCUUCUGCAGAGCCGUGGCGGCUCGCAGCUCAAGCGUUUCGGUGGCGGCGGUGGUGGACGCGGCCUCGGAGCUGUAGGCGCACUGUUGGCCCUUGGUGGAGGCGUCUUGCUCCUCUCUGACUCUCUUUUCAACGUCGACGGUGGUCACCGUGCUAUUAAGUACUCCCGCUUCGGUGGUGUGCAGAAGGAGAUCUAUUCCGAAGGAACCCACUUCCGUAUCCCCUGGGUCGAAACCCCGAUUGUCUAUGACGUGCGCGCGAAGCCGCGCAACAUCGCUUCCCUUACCGGUACCAAGGACUUGCAGAUGGUGAACAUUACCUGCCGUGUCCUGUCCAGACCUCGCGUGGAUGCUCUCCCUCAAAUAUACCGUACCCUCGGACAAGACUUCGACGAGCGGGUGCUGCCGUCCAUCGUCAACGAAGUUUUGAAGAGUGUGGUGGCCCAGUUCAACGCCAGUCAGCUUAUUACUCAGCGUGAGAACGUUGCUCGUCUUGUACGGGACAAUCUUGCCCGCCGUGCUGCUCGCUUCAACAUCGCUUUGGAUGAUGUCUCGCUAACGCACCUUACCUUCUCCCCCGAAUUCACGGCCGCCGUCGAGGCCAAGCAAGUCGCCCAGCAGGAAGCUCAGCGAGCUGCGUUCCUGGUUGAUAAGGCUCGUCAAGAGAAGCAAGCAUUCAUUGUUCGCGCUCAGGGUGAGGCCCGCUCCGCCGAGCUGAUCGGAGAUGCUAUCAAGAAGAGCAAGAGUUACAUUGAGCUGCGCAAGAUCGAGAACGCGCGACACAUCGCCCAGAUUCUAGGUGAGCACAGCGGCAAGAACAAGCUGUAUCUGGACUCGCAGGGCUUGGGUCUGAAUGUGAAUGCCGGAGGAGAGGAGAAGCAGUAAGGGCCAGUCGUGCAAGGGCCGGUGGGAGGUGAUCGGAUGCGACUUUAAUAGUUUUUCUUUCAACAUGGGCCUCGGCGCUAGCAGUUGGUCGCGCAUGGCCACGGAGAGGGGGGGAGUUUUUUUGUACAAAUAGUCAGUUAUUUGCAGGAUUCUCAGAGCAACCAGGCGAACCGUUUCUCUUCUCUUUUCAUUGUGAUAAGCUUGAAUGUUAUGCAAGUCUGCUC
Molecule: messenger RNA, 1205 nt
Organism: Aspergillus saccharolyticus JOP 1030-1
Lineage: Eukaryota; Fungi; Ascomycota; Eurotiomycetes; Eurotiales; Aspergillaceae
Product: prohibitin subunit PHB2
Exons: 4
Coding region: 58-981 (307 amino acids)
Biological process (GO): mitochondrion organization
Cellular component (GO): membrane; mitochondrion
Source: RefSeq, a predicted model, not a curated record